This is a messenger RNA of Ambispora leptoticha, 2062 nucleotides long. The record is from the annotation of a GenBank genome assembly. NCBI's taxonomy places the organism in Eukaryota, Fungi, Glomeromycota, Glomeromycetes, Archaeosporales, Ambisporaceae.
GUACCUUGCUUAAUCGCUUAUUCGGAACAAAUUUUGAUGUGAUGAGUGAAUCGGCGCGUAGACAAACGACGAAAGGUAUAUGGAUGAGUCGCGGAGAAGACAUGAAUGUACUUAUAAUGGAUGUCGAAGGGACCGAUGGAAGAGAAAGAGGAGAAGAUCAGGAUUUCGAACGUAAAAGCGCUUUAUUCUCAAUGGCUACCUCCAAUGUCAUUAUUGUCAAUCUAUGGGAGCACCAAGUUGGUCUAUACAAUGGCGCAAAUAUGGGUCUUCUCAAGACUGUGUUUGAAGUGAAUUUGCAACUGUUUCAAGCAGCUCGAGGAGAUCACGUUGGAACAACACCACUUUCCGAUUUAUCUAAUACUUUGACGGCAGAUUUAGGAAGAAUCUGGCAGAGUGUUUCCAAGCCGGAGGGUUUGGAAAAUUGUCAGAUAGAAGAUUACUUUGAUUUCAUGUUCACAACGUUACCUCAUAAAAUACUGCUAUCUGAUAAAUUUGAGCAAGAAGUCGUAAAACUUCGUGACAGAUUCGUGAAUCAAGACAAUAAGGAUUAUGUGUUCAAUCCAAAUUACAGUAAACGUGUGCCGGCAGACGGGUUUCAUGUAUACGCUGAAGGAAUUUGGAAUCAAAUUAUGUCAAAUAAAGAUUUAGAUUUACCGACACAACAAGAACUGCUCGCUCAGUAUCGUUGUGAUGAGAUUGCAACGGUAGCCUUUGAUGCCUUCCUGGAAAAAAUCAAAGGGUACAGAUAUCCAAUCGAAGCUGGCAAAGUACUUGUUGAUUUAGGACCGCAGAUGGAGGAUAUCCGAAAUGCUACCAUAAAACAAUUUGAUAAAGAUGCUUCUCGUUAUCACGUCGAAGUAUACAAACGGAAACGAGCCGAAAUACUCAACAAGACCAAUUCUCAACUACACGUUUUCUACCUUGGGCAACUAAAGAAUCUUACUAAAAAGGCUAUUACCACUUUCAAAACUAUGGUCCAAGAAAAAUUGAAGGGGGAAGAUUAUGAUUUUGCUCAAGUUGUGGAGAGUGCCCGUGAUGCGGCUGAAGGGAUAUUCCUCAACGGCGCUAAAGCUAUUGUUUUAACCCAGACUGAUUGGAACUUUGAGGAAGAACAUCUACAGCUUACCGAAGAGAUAAAUGAAAUUGCUUCGAAAUCACGGGUAGAGGAAACGAAAAAAAUGGUCAAAGCAUUGGAGAAAUCAUUCCAAAAUCAACUUAAUGAGCAUAUUGGAUUAUAUCUAAAUAAACCUGGUUCCGAGAUGUGGGUGAAAAUCAUCACCAAAUUCAAGGAGAUUCUUGAUCAUACCGAACAGCAAUUAUUGAGGCGUGCUAAAAGCUUUAAUUCCUCCGAAGAAGAAAACAAAACGUCUGUGGAGAAUUUACGGAAGCGUUCUUGGCAGCUCUUGAGGAAAAAAAUCGAUGAAGAAGUUGCUGAUAACAUGUUUUUACUUAAAUUACGCGAACGAUUUGAGGAGAAAUUCCGUUAUGAUGACGAGGGUAUCCCCAAAGUAUGGAAACCAGACGACGAUAUCGAUGCCCAUUUCAGGAAGGCGAGGGAAGAGGCACUUAAUCUGAUUCCGUUAUUUACUGAAAUCAAAAUCCCUGAAGAUGUCAAGCUGGAUAUUCCUUCAGAUAACGAUCUUGACUUCAACGAAUCAUUAACGAUCCUUUCGGAAACACGACAGCACGAGCUGACUGUUCGUUUCAAACGCGAAUCAGAUGCCUUUUACUUGGAAGCAAAACGAUCUGUCGUAUCAACAACUGCGCAUAUACCAUACUGGGUUUAUCUUCUACUUGUUGUUCUCGGGUGGAACGAAUUCUUAACAAUUCUAACCUCACCAAUUUAUUUGGUGGCUUUUUGUUUCUUUGGAUUUAUUGGCUACGUGGUCUGGCUUCUAAAUUUAACCGGACCUAUAGAGAAUUUUGCGCGUAUGAUUGGCGCAGAGGUGGUAAAGAUUGGACGAGACAAAUUAGUUGAUGGACUGGAAUCGCGAGGGUUUGGCGGCGCAGCGAGUACGGUGGGUGUGGCGUUAGGUGAACCGCCGAAAAAAUUAAAAGAUCA